Messenger RNA from Cataglyphis hispanica, 1903 nucleotides. RefSeq names its product mRNA cap guanine-N7 methyltransferase (gene Rnmt). The coding region runs from base 297 to 1670 and encodes 457 amino acids. Gene Ontology annotation, cellular component: nucleus. The transcript has 8 exons. Gene Ontology annotation, molecular function: mRNA 5'-cap (guanine-N7-)-methyltransferase activity. Gene Ontology annotation, biological process: 7-methylguanosine mRNA capping. Lineage: Eukaryota; Metazoa; Arthropoda; Insecta; Hymenoptera; Formicidae. The record is from RefSeq and is a predicted model, not a curated record.
UUUCAAUUACAGGUGACGCUUUUCGUGGCGUAAGUCUGUGAAUGUACAUGCAUAUACGAUUGUGUCAACUGUGUAUAACGAAUUUGUCUUGUGAGUUGUAACGAGUGACGAGUAAUAACAAUAAACUCUUCGUUGUCGAUAUGAGACUUUACGUUUCUCGUGUUCUUGCGCGUUCUCAAGUUUGGAGUGCAUAGGAAUGAUACGAAAGUGUUUCUUGCUUUUUUGACAUUCUAAUAAUUUUUCGUUUUAUAUAAUACAUAUCUUUCUAUUUACUAUUUAUAUAUUGAACUGUCGACAUGUCGGCGCUUCACGUGGAAACUAAGGGAAAAACUGAAGAAAAGCAACAUAAAAGCGACACAGAAAAGUUCUGUGCCACUACGACAAAGGUAGAUAUCUCGUCAGAAACAGACAAAAAUAUAGAUUUGGAGAGUCCUCAGAGUAGGAAGUACAAAUUGUCGUCUGAUUGCGAAUAUAUAUCCAAAGUAGCCAAGCAUGAUAUUGACGAAGAUAUUGUAUCUGCUAGCGCAAGUGUUCCUUCAGAUUUGACAACAUCUGGAAAUAAUGAAAAAAGCAGUGAUAGAUCUAAUAUAAACAAAAUUGUUGAUAAUACAGCUUUAGUAGCUGAUCAUUACAACCUGUUGGAAGAGAAGGGACUAUCGUACAGAAAUCAAAGUCGUAUUGUAUACAUGAGAAAUUUUAACAACUGGAUUAAAAGCAUGCUUAUACAUGAAUAUGUAGUUAAGUUGAGGCAAGGUAAGAGUUUUGGUGCUUCGCUAAGAGUGUUGGAUAUGUGCUGUGGAAAGGGGGGAGAUCUUUUCAAAUGGAAAAAGGCUAACAUUUCGCAUCUGAUCUGCACGGAUAUAGCGCAAGUAUCAUUGGAACAAUGUCAACAACGGUACAAUGACAUAGUAAAUAGGAAAGGUUCUAAAGAUAGAGGUUUUGCUCCCAUUUUUACUGCAGAAUUUAUAACAGCUGAUUGUACAAAGGUUCGUUUGAGAGAAAAGUUUGCUGAUCCUAGUAUGCAGCUCGACUUUGUCAGUUGCCAAUUUGCGUUUCACUACAGCUUUGAGUCUCUAUCGCAAGCGGAAUGCAUGCUUCGAAACGCUGGCGAGAGUCUCAAGCCUGGUGGCUAUUUUAUCGGAACCAUUCCAGAUGCGUAUGAUCUAGUUUCUAGAUGGCAAAAAUGCGAUGGUAAUAAAUUCGGCAAUGAUGUAUAUAGCGUUGAAUUUAUAUGCGAGGACAAAACAAGACCACCACUUUUUGGUGCCAAAUAUAAUUUCCACCUGGAUGGCGUGGUUGAUUGUCCAGAGUUUCUGGUGCACCUACCCACACUGUGCAAAUUGGCUUCAAAAUAUGGUCUUGAGUUAAUAGCGUUUGAAAGAUUUGACGAGUAUUAUGAACGUUUUAAAGACGAGGGCAGGUCCCUUUUAGGAAACAUGCAAGCAUUGGAAACUUAUCCACCAUAUCAUGAAGCACCUUUGCUUGGCGAUCCAGAGCAAGAUUAUCAACACGCUGUUCGAUAUAUGCAGAACUUGCCUGCUAAUCAUCGUAAAAUCGGCACUCUCUCGCAAUCGGAGUGGGAAGUCACUUCAUUAUAUGCAAUCUUUGCAUUUCGAAAAAUGAAGACUAUCUGGAACAGCGAGGGAAAACCAGAGUAUGUAAAGUUGUAAAUCGUCGAAGUUUUAGAUAGACUGCAGCGAUAAAAGAACGAUUUUAUCGAUUGAUAUUGAUUUUUUACAUUACAAAAAAAAAACUUUGUUACUACAGCUUACUCUAUGGCUUAUUAUACAACAUCAUCCGUGUGAUACUUGUAAAACGGUAGUUGCGUUUGAUAGAAACGGACAAUCGUGUAAAAAUCUCGUUAAAAAUAUUAAAAAUUAAAUCAUUGAAACAAUAAAAACAA